Messenger RNA from Plasmodium knowlesi strain H, 576 nucleotides. Its product is annotated as Plasmodium exported protein, unknown function. The record is from RefSeq and is a predicted model, not a curated record. NCBI's taxonomy places the organism in Eukaryota, Apicomplexa, Aconoidasida, Haemosporida, Plasmodiidae. The coding region runs from base 1 to 576 and encodes 191 amino acids. The transcript has 3 exons.
AUGCUGUACCUUUGCGUCAAACUUUUUCUAUUUAUUUCUUUAAUCUGUGUGUUGCAAAAUUUUAAUGAUGGCACACACUAUAACCCCAGGAACGGCUUUAAAAUUAGCCGACAAUUAGCCUUUGUUCAUGGACAUGGACAUGGACAUGGCCAUCAUACCCAUACUGUUCAUAACCACUGUACCGAAACCGUUGUGGAAAAAUGUGGAUCAAGAGAUCCCACUUCCAUUAAUAAAUAUAAACGUGAUCCAUCAUACGAUUUCCCAUUUGACCGACCUAAAUGCAGACCUGGACAUAUGAAUAUCCAUGCACAUACACCAGUGGUUGUUGGUCCAGCGUACCCCCCAAUGGUACCGGGAGUAGUUGCUGAUCCGAUUGCAGCUGCCAUGGGUCAUCCUCCUGUACCUUAUCCACCAUGUGCAGGUUUCAUGGGAUUCAGACAUCGAUAUAUAACACCAAUGGUAACGACUUUUAUGGCAUUACCAUAUUAUGGUAGAGGAAUAGUAUCAUUUCUUAUACUAGCGGUAGUAUCAGCCAUUUUUGUAGGUAUUUUUGCUGCUUUAGGAUUCAUCGGUUAA